AUGAAGUUCAGAGAUGGAAGUGAAAUCACUCUGCUAGUAUUGUUAUUAUGCUUAACAACUCUGUCUCUUAAAAUAGAAGCUGUGUGGAUGACAAUUCCGAGUUCAGGAACUAAGUGCGUAUCUGAGGAUAUCCAAACCCACGUUGUCGUUUUAGCUGAUUACUAUGUUGUAACUGAAGAAGUUCCUCAGCUUCAAACAAUUUCCGCCAAGGUAACUUCUCCUUAUGGAAACAACCUUCACCAUAAUGAAAAUGUUACACAAGGGCAGUUUGCGUUUACAACUACCGAAAGUGGAAAUUAUGUUGCGUGUUUUUGGAUGGGUGGAAAUCAACAAGAAGGUGCAACUGCAACUGUAAACCUUGAUUGGAAAACUGGAAUUGCGGCCAAGGAUUGGGAUUCUGUUGCAAAGAAAGAAAAGAUUGAGGGUGUUGGACUUGAACUCUUGAAGCUUGAAGGAAUAGUGGAUGCCAUCCACCAAUAUCUAACUUACUUGAAGGACAAGGAAGCAAAGCUGAGGGAGGUGAGUGAAAAAACAAAUGCUAGAGUCGCAUGGUUUAGCAUCAUGUCUCUUGGUCUCUGCAUUUCUGUUUCGGCAUUGCAACUUUGGUAUCUCAAGAGCUACUUUACAAAGAAGAAACUCAUAUAG
This is a messenger RNA of Lathyrus sativus (Indian pea), 645 nucleotides long. NCBI's taxonomy places the organism in Eukaryota, Viridiplantae, Streptophyta, Magnoliopsida, Fabales, Fabaceae. The record is from the annotation of a GenBank genome assembly.